CAUGUUGUUGUGAUCACAGACCGGUUUAUCCCGGCUGCUGGCUGCUGCCUGGCCUGGUGGCUGCUGCUGCUGGAGAGAUGUGGCCCUCAGGAGCGGCUGGGGCCCCUGGUCUCCAGCGGGGCUGUGUUACAGGUCACCAAUGGAAUGGUGCAUGUUGUCAUCUGUCACCACAAAGAGGGAAUAUCUGAACCCCCCAUCAGACAGCAGGAAUGGCGGUGGAGGAGCCCACAUCCCCCACGUGUGGGAUCACCCCAUUUCAGCAGAUUCUGGCCUCUGGCACCGGAGCACUUCUCACAUCUCUAUUUGUGACCCCACUGGAUGUUGUAAAGAUCAGACUUCAAGCACAGAAAAAGCCAAUUUCCAAAGUGUUGUCUGUAAAGUCCCUUCCCUGGGCACCCCCCAUGCGCCAUCCCAAAUGGCGCUGUUUCCUGUACUGUAAUGGGCUGAUGGACCAUCUGUUUGUGUGCCAGCAUGCCACAGUCUGCAGUUCUUGGUACCGGGCACCCAUGCAUUUCCAUGGCACCUUGGAUGCUUUUGUGAAAAUCACACGCCAUGAGGGGCUGACCUCCCUUUGGAGCGGGCUGCCGCCUACAUUGGUGAUGGCUGUACCUGCUACCAUUAUAUACUUCACUUGUUAUGAUCAAUUGCGAGAUUUCCUGCGCUACGGGCUGGGAUACAAUGGAAGCCAUAUUCCUCUUAUUGCUGGAGCAGCAGCUAGAUUGGGGGCAGUUACAGUGAUCAGUCCGCUGGAAUUGAUCCGUACAAAGAUGCAGUCGCGGCAACUCUCUUACAUGGAACUGGGGGUAUGUCUUCGAUCUGCUGUCUCUCAGGAUGGAUGGCUGUCUCUUUGGAAGGGAUGGGGGCCUACUGUGAUGAGAGACGUUCCAUUCUCUGCUUUGUACUGGUUUAAUUAUGAGCUGGUAAAGAAGAAGCUGAGUACCUCGUGGACCAUUACAGAGUCUCCAUUCCUGAUCAGCUUUACUGCAGGAGCCGUGUCUGGAUCUGUGGCAGCAAUCCUCACUCUGCCUUUUGAUGUUGUAAAAACUCAGAGACAAAUAGAACUGGGGGACCUUAAAACGGGCCCAUCCAGACAGCAGAGAUCUUCCACCUGGGGGGCAAUGCGUACAAUCCGAGCAGAAUUUGGAACCAGAGGUCUUUUUACAGGAUUCAUGCCCCGUGUCAUUAAAGUAGCUCCAGCGUGUGCUAUUAUGAUCAGUUCAUAUGAAUUUGGGAAGAACUUCUUCCAGCAGCGCAACCAGGAAAAAUGCACGAAUAUCUGAGAUUUGAGCUCUAGAAAAGCAGGACAAACUCUGCGUCCUUUUUGAAACUAUGCUCUCGAUUUCCCACCUUGCCUAGAGUGAAUAGGCCUUUUAAAACAUUCGAUUAUACCAGGCAUUUUCAGAAACAUGUAAGCGAUCCAAUGAAAUGCAGCUGUAGAAAGCGAAACGCGUUUUCUAGAUCCCGACCAAGCAACCACAACAGCUGUACAUCUUACACAUAGAUAUGAAAUCACUGAUCUGUCUUAAGUACGGGAGAUGGACAAAACAAUGGAAGCACUAUCUAGAAAAUAAGUUUAACUAAAUUAGAAAUGCUGUUUCUAAUGCACAUUAGUGUCUUAUUAAUUUAGCCGUAUGAGUUGCUUCUAAAACAAUUGGCACUUGGAUUUUUUUUCAAAGCGGACAGGAAACUAACCAUUCGAAUUAGGCUAACGAAUUGUAUAUGAAUUACAGAUCCUUUAGUCACAGCCGAAAUUCAACCGAAAUAGGUCUAUUUCAUAGAUGCCACAAAAAAUGAACACAGAACGGAACCUUUGUAACGAAGUCUCAACGAAGCUUGUGUGUCAAAUGAAUACAAAGCUGAAGUUUACAGCAGGACUGCCUCUCAGUAGCCGCUAAUAUCUAAAGACCACGCACAAAGAUGCAUAACUUGGUAUAAGGAGCACAAAACCCACACGAACAGUGGAACAAAUGUGUUCCUAUGGGUCUUCUUUCACCAUGUUUCCCCGCAGUCCAGUGGGUUUCUAGUAACGGCACUAGCACUGUAGUGCGAGUCUUAAGGUCAGAUGAUGGCUGUGAAUGGCGAAGCUCUAAGAUGCCUUUUGUUUUGUUUUUUAAGAACUUCGUGCCUACCAUGGUGCAAUCACUGUAGCUUGACAAAGUUCUUGCAUUGGAGGAUAAUAAAGUUCCCAUUGAUAUUGAUAGAUAAAUUCAAGAAUGGUUUCAUCAUAAAAUCCAAUGACUUUCAUGGGCUCACCAAUUACCAUGUCCAAAUAUUACUAAAAUGUUAUGGGACAUUCUGGAGUGUGAAUUUACAUCUUCAUCUUUCAAACAACUUUUUACAUAGUGAUGUAUUUCACCAACCUUCAAAGUCUGUUUUAGGGGUGUUAAAGAAGCAUUGGAACUGAUCUGGAAGUAAAGUGUGGCCGUACUGCAUUUUUAGCUGUUUAAAAAGGUGUUUCCCUUGAUUUUGUCCACCUUCUUGUCAUAUCUGGUGGAAAGGGACUUUGUUAAAAGAGCUUAAACUAAAUUCUAUAGGCAUUUUGUUUUUACCAAUGAUGAUUACAAGUAUGUAGCUGGCUGUGAUAAUGAAUCUAGAAUUCAUUAAGAUUUUAUCAUAAAAGGGUAUCAUAGAAACCUAGUCAAAAGGCUGUGGUACUGGGAACUAACCACUUGAUCCACAACUACAGUGUGUACAACUUCAGGAACAAUAUCCUAGUGCUUUCCAAUAUUGAACUAGGAGAUUCCUGUGCAAAAACAAGAAAACCAAAGAACUUCUCUACAGUCCAAAAGUUGUUUGCAUAAUCUAACAGUCUGCUGCCUUGUGAGUGCAUUGAAACACAGGCUACAAAAAUAAAUGGACUUCUGGUUCCAAGUGAACGUUGGUCUUCAACAUGGAAUUUUGGCUGAAGAGCUAAUGAGUGAGGACUGAUAUGCCAGAAAAACUGACAGUGGAACCAGACUCGGAAUCACAAGACUUAUCUCUUAGAGAACAAAAAAAAAAAAAAAAAAAAGCUUGGACUUAAAGUUGCCUAUUGAAAGUCUAGAAUACCGAACUUGUUUCUAGAAAGAUGUCUGGUCUCCCAAGAUUUCAAGUUCACCUCUUGAUCUUUUCUUUCCUGCAAGUCCUUGCCUUCCGCACUUCCUUUCCCCCCACCUAAAUAUAAUGGGCAGAUGUUCAGCAGAAGCACCAUGCAUGAUCAGGUCUCCUAGAAGUGCCUACACCCUAUAUUUAGGUAGCAACUCAUUUGUUUCAGUUGACCUAAUGAUUCAUCUUAAGUCAGGGAGGGUAAACUGGUAUGUAUACCCCUUUUCAUUCCAAAUCAAAAAUUGUGUUU
Molecule: messenger RNA, 3334 nt
Organism: Pelobates fuscus (common spadefoot toad)
Lineage: Eukaryota; Metazoa; Chordata; Amphibia; Anura; Pelobatidae
Gene: SLC25A39
Product: solute carrier family 25 member 39
Exons: 13
Coding region: 210-1280 (356 amino acids)
Biological process (GO): mitochondrial transmembrane transport
Cellular component (GO): mitochondrion
Source: RefSeq, a predicted model, not a curated record